This is a messenger RNA of Arachis ipaensis, 411 nucleotides long. The record is from RefSeq and is a predicted model, not a curated record. NCBI's taxonomy places the organism in Eukaryota, Viridiplantae, Streptophyta, Magnoliopsida, Fabales, Fabaceae.
AUGGUGUUAGUGGUGGCAGUGACGCAGCGGCACUGGGAGGCGGCACGGUGGCGGUUCGUUGGGGGCAGUGUGGCGCGACAGUUGUGGCUGUGUGGUGGGUAUGGGUUUAAAGUGAAAGGGUGUUAUGGGGGAAGCAUUGGGGGGGGGAAUGGUGGCUGGUGGGUGGUUCUGGGUGGUGGCAGCGGCAUUGCGGCGGCUCGGAGACGGCACGGGGGUCGUGGAGGAGAAACGGGGAAAGAAGAAGAAGGGGAGGGAGGGGUGGUUGGGGCGUGGUGGUGGUUGGCCAAAUGUCCUGGGUGGUGGCGACGGCUCGGUGAGGGAGGGGCGGUGGUGAUGUGGUGGUUGGGGGUAAAGGAAGAGAGAGUGCAGAGGGGGUUUGGGGGGGUGGGUUUGGUUAUGCGAAAGGGGUAG